This is a messenger RNA of Panonychus citri (citrus red mite), 2798 nucleotides long. Its product is annotated as band 4.1-like protein 4A. NCBI's taxonomy places the organism in Eukaryota, Metazoa, Arthropoda, Arachnida, Trombidiformes, Tetranychidae. The coding region runs from base 163 to 2574 and encodes 803 amino acids. The record is from RefSeq and is a predicted model, not a curated record. Gene Ontology annotation, cellular component: cytoskeleton. The transcript has 3 exons.
AGCGACCCCUCGGUUGGAGCUUCAGUUCAACAAUCAGUUGUUUGUGUUGUUUAGUGUUCACUUGAUUGUCUUUAAUUUUCACUCUUUCAGUUGAUUUAAUUUCUUAAUUUAGUUUGAUUUUCAUCACCAUGUCAUGAAUUCAUUGAUACUCCAAAAGUGAAAAUGUUUCGAUAUUUGUCCAAACGCUUUAGAAGAACUAGAAAUAAAUUUAUUCGGGUUGGAAGGAGAGGUUUUCCUGAGAAAGAUGAAAAUGAUCAACCGAUAAUCAUUGUAAAUCCAGAGAAUUACUCUGGACAAUUUAGCCGAAAAAAUUAUAUCUAUUGUAAGAUAAUGUUAUUAGAUGAAACCAAUUUGACUGCUUAUGUUCAUAGACAGGCCAAAGGACAAGAAUUUUUCCAAAGUAUUGCCAAUCAUCUUGAUCUGAAAACUGAAUUUGAUUAUUUUGGCCUCCAAUACACGGAUACAACUUCAGUGCAACAUUGGCUUGAUUUAACUAAAUUGGUCAAGAAACAAAUAACCAUUGGACCUCCUUACACUUUCCACAUGAAGGUUAAAUUUUAUUCCUCUGAUCCAAGUGGAUUAAAAGAUGAAUAUGUACGUUACCUGUUUUUCCGUCAACUCAAACAAGACCUGGUAACAGGAAAAUUACCUUGUGAUAAACCGACCACAGCUAAACUUGCAGCUCUCUCAUUGCAAUCAGAGUUUGGUGAUUAUGAAUCUGAUUGUCAUGAUAUUGGCUUUGUUUCUGAGUUUAGGUUUGUCCCAGAACAAGAUGAGAGUCUUGAAGAGAUGACAUUAGAAGAAUGGAAAAAACUUAAACCUAAACCGAUCGAAAAUGAAACCAUGUCCGAUACAAUUUCAAUGACUUCAACAACUUCCAUGAAUCCUGCUAAUGCUGAAAGAGCUUUUCUCAACAAAGCGAAGUGGAUUGAAAUGUAUGGUGUCGAUAUGCACACUGUCAUUGGUAGAGAUGGGAAUGAAUAUUCAUUAGGCCUAACACCCUCUGGAAUACUCGUGUUUGAAGGGACAGUCAAGAUGGGCCUUUUUUUCUGGCCGAAAAUCAUGAAUUUAGAAUUCAAAGGAAAAAAACUUUUUCUGGUUGUUGUUGAGGACGAUGAACGUGGCCGUGAGCAAGAACAUACAUUUGUCUUCCGUAUGCCAACAGUUAAAUUAUCUAAACACUUAUGGAAAUGUGCCAUUGAAUAUCAUGCCUUUUUCCGUCUUAAAUCAACUCAAAUUGCUGGUCCUGUUAAUCAACGAAAAGCAUUGAUGAGAAUGGGCUCUCGUUUCAGAUUCUCUGGGCGAACUGAAUUUCAAGCUACUCAAUCUAAAAUUAAAGCUAAAGAACCAGAUAGAAAAUUUGAGCGAAAACCUUCUCAAAGAUAUACUAGUCGUAGAAGAGUAAAUCUCUCGGAGGGCACGGAAUAUGUUGAACAUCUAAAGGACAAAGAAUCUCAAUCUACGAAAAGAAACUCAGAAAAUACUCGACACAACAAGAGAAACAGUCGAACCAAUAUUUUAGCGACAUUCGAUUUGACUAAGAAUGACGACAAUAACCCAGAAAGAAAAAGAACCGAUUCCCCAGGAGAGUUCGCUAAAUCAACGGAGAAGAAAACGAAAACAACUAACAAACAAACUUCUUCGAAUGAAUAUUUGACUAUUCCUUUAGUGGACGAUGAAGAUUUUGAAGAUGACGAGGAAAUAGUUACUAUCGAAGUGAACAACAAGAAAGACAGCGGAGAAAAUAUUUCCAAGGAAAAGAAACAAUCAACUGAAGAAGUGAUUAAAGCAAAGGAGAACAUUAAAGUGGAAAGUGAAAUAAUUCCAGCCAUGGCUAAUAUAAAAUUGUCUUCAGAGAUUAAGAAAUCAACUGAUAUCGAGAAAAGAGUGCCAAAUAAUUCACCAAUUGACGACAAUUUAGACCCAAUUUACGAGAAUAUUCAACCGCCACCUCUCGAACUGUUUGAUUACGAUUUUGUUGACCUUUUACUAGAUAUUCCAAGUAUAACAACUAAUCCAUUUUUAAUCGACAUUGAUGAUAAUAUCGAGCCAAUCGAUGGUAACGAAGCCGCUGAUUCUCACGCAACUCUUGAUGAUGAUAUUAACUCAUCUGAAAGUAUUAACGGUAAAGAUGAGAGACGAGGAGAGACCAAUGGUAAUAAUAAAGCUAAAACAAUCAUCGAUAUCACACCGAUAUUGAUUAAAGAUGUUGGAAGCAAGAAAGUGGACAAUUUAAAGAAUCAUGUGAACAAUUUAACAACGACAAACACAACAACGAGCACAACAAUAGCCAUGGAUGAGGAUAACGAUGAAAGUGAUACGAUGAAUGAAGAUGAUGAACCUUUAAUUACAGAGACUUCGUUUGCAACGAUAAUUCCUGUUACCAAGUCAAUUACUUUACCUAAAGUAGGAUCAACAUCCCCACCAACAACACCGCCAUCAAAUUAUCACCAAUCACCUAAUCAAUUAAUUGAUAAAAUUGAUAAAGAAGGACGAAGAAAAAACCACAACAAUUUACCUAAACGAUCAAAUACAACAAUCUCCAAAACAAGAAUCAUCUCAACAGACUUAUGAUUAAAUGGAUUAACAAGAGAUUAAGCUCUAAUCCAUUGGAUGUAAGAGAUUAAGAAAUGAAAAGUUGUCAAACUUUUAACAAUGAAACGAGUUAAUUGGUUGAUCCAACUCGAAAUCAUUAACAAAAACUUUACUCAAAGAAAAAGAAAACAAGGUAAUCAAUUAAUUGUAAAAUGUAAAUAUAUUUCCAAAUGAUUAAAUUAAAAUUUUUACAGUGACAAAAA